This is a messenger RNA of Corticium candelabrum, 356 nucleotides long. Its product is annotated as NADH dehydrogenase [ubiquinone] 1 beta subcomplex subunit 7-like. The record is from RefSeq and is a predicted model, not a curated record. Lineage: Eukaryota; Metazoa; Porifera; Homoscleromorpha; Homosclerophorida; Plakinidae. The transcript has 3 exons. Gene Ontology annotation, cellular component: mitochondrion. The coding region runs from base 28 to 288 and encodes 86 amino acids.
CGGACUAACUUGUUGCCGUGGAGCAGCAUGAGUGAAAAAGAAAAUCGACCUAGACGAGACGUGAACGUGAGCGAGAAGGAACUCGCCGUGUGGCAGAUUCCUCUUCAUCGUCGAGAUUAUUGCGCUGAUUUCUAUCUGGCUCUCCACAAGUGUCGUCUAGAUAACUCUUUUCUGCCCUGGCGUUGUAAACCAGAGCGAGAGGCUUGGGAACAUUGCGAAGUCGCAGAUUUUCAGUCAAGAGUGAAGCAAAAGAGGCUGCAGACAGAAGCCGGUCACAAUCAACGCUGAGAGAUAGCGACAUCAAUUUGUAAUUAAUUAUAUCGUUUAUCGUUGGUCAAUAUAAUACGAUGAAUGGA